Molecule: messenger RNA, 1588 nt
Organism: Medicago truncatula (barrel medic)
Lineage: Eukaryota; Viridiplantae; Streptophyta; Magnoliopsida; Fabales; Fabaceae
Product: F-box protein At2g27310
Exons: 3
Coding region: 359-1480 (373 amino acids)
Molecular function (GO): protein binding
Source: RefSeq, a predicted model, not a curated record
GAUAGGUAGAGACCAUAAAAAGGGUUGAGUUCACUUCAGAAACAAACUGCCUCGUGUUCAUGAUUCGUGUCUUUCUAAGAUUAAGAACCACAACCAGACAAAAAAAGUAGAACAUGUAAAACUUAACUAUAUAGAUUGUGACCCUUAACCCAAUCUUUUUAUAUUAUUGUUCACUCUUCAAAAUCAUUAUUCUUCUCUUCUUUCACUUCCUCUGCUUCUUAUGUUCCUGUUUCAGACAGUUUUCUUGUGUUGUUCAUCAUUAAGCGGGUGUUAUAUUUAAGUUGAUGAAAUUAAAAAUUUCUGGGCAAAAACCAGUGCUGAUUUUUCUUGUGCUGAAAUUGGAGCCAGGAUUGUUACUAUGUCAAUCGCACCGAUUGAUAGCAUGACCUCAUUGAAUAGUGAUCUCUUCUAUGACAUAUUAAGACGGCUUGAUGGCCCUGCGUUGGCUAGUUUAGCUUGCACAUGUGCAGCAUUUUGUUCCAUCUCAAAAGAAGAGAGUCUAUGGGAAAACGUGUGUGCAUCUGUGUGGCCUUCAACCAAAAGGGAGGAUGUUAAAAGUUUAAUAUCCUCUAUUGGUGGUUUCAGAAAAUUCUAUGCCGAUUGUUUUCCUCUUAUCGUUAACAAGGAAGUCGGAGAGUAUCAGUGGAACAACCAUCUUGAGUAUCCUGAUGAUUGGACUGAAGCAGAAUACUACGGAGAUACAAAUGAAUUUGAAAGCAUCACCCCAUCAGAUUUUGUUUCCAUCGUAGACAUUAGGUUUAAGGAUAAACCAAUCUGCUCCAAAGUUCUAUCUGGAAUUCCAAACGCAAACGAUAACGGUGGUUGGUUCUACAACUGUCCUUUUCGUAUCGAUCUUCUCACUUACGCUGAUAGAGAUGAUAACAAUGCGGGGGAGGUGACCCUUUCUGUUUCCAACGGUCUUCCACCGAUUACAUCAAUGGAAAGGGAAAGAAAAGACGGGAAACUAUGGCACGAGCUUCGUGAUGGUCUGCUUCUUAGUUGGAUAUUAGUAAACAAGAAAAUAAAGCAAGCGGCUAAUCUUGCUAGCUGGAGUCCUCUUGACGGUCAAAGACAUUGGCCGACGGAUAAAGACUUUGUCAUCCGAUUUGGAUCGGUUCUACCGGCCAAAGACAUUCUUCCUUCUCAAGUAGUGCAGUGUAUCCUUGCCAUGAAGUUUAGAGUGGUUCACAUUGAAGAAGAGGGGUUUGAAACUACUUUAAAAUUAACAGAACUUAGCAUGCAGUUGGAAGACAUGGAAGGUGCUCAUGUUAAUGGAAAAAACAGUUUGCAUAUUCUUAAAGAAGCACUUAGCUGCAGAAGGAGCAAGAAUUAUAGUGAAGUUAUUGAAUCUUGUCAUAUGUACUCAAAAGUGCAAAAUGAGUUAAAAGAGGAGAAGAUGAGAAGUGAAAGUAGGUUGGAUACACUUUGUAUUUUAAGUGGCAUUGCUGCUUUUAUGACAUUCUGGUACUAUGUUUUGUGAAAUAACUAGGAUUUUGAGGACUCCUUUUUGUAAGAUAAAAUUCCUAAUAAAGUAACUAGUUGAUGAAAGUUUCACUGGUUUGAAAUUUGAAAUUCUCUUGGUAUGAAA